This is a messenger RNA of Sebastes umbrosus (honeycomb rockfish), 3215 nucleotides long. RefSeq names its product NIMA-related kinase 11 (gene nek11). The coding region runs from base 300 to 2249 and encodes 649 amino acids. Gene Ontology annotation, molecular function: protein kinase activity; ATP binding. The transcript is spliced from 17 exons. Lineage: Eukaryota; Metazoa; Chordata; Actinopteri; Perciformes; Sebastidae. The record is from RefSeq and is a predicted model, not a curated record. Gene Ontology annotation, biological process: protein phosphorylation.
UUCCAGCUCAGAACUCUGAAGUUAUGAAACGUCGCCCCCUACUGGAACAAACCUCAGUGACAACACAACACCAACAAAUAUGUUCAUUUUAAAACGGAGCACUACUAUAAACAAUACAAAUUAUUGAUUGAAAUAACAUUUUUAAAAAGCAAGAAGAUAAAUAUAUAUAUAUGUGAUAUAUGUGAUAUAUGUGUUAUGUACAGUAGUAUAAAAAUAAACGUAUAACACGUGACACAAUAUUGAACUUCUCUGCAGGGGAACAUGUUAGGAAACGCCUAAUUCUCUGUGUGUUGGUCUCCAUGGAAACGGGAUCAAACACGGAAGUUGUCCCCCAGUCUGCUGCAGGUACAGGUGAGCCGACAGGAUGCCCAGGUUUCAGGAGGUGGAGUCAGGCCAGGCCCCGCCCCCUGGCAGCGGCGGCCUGGUUGCUAAGCGAUACAGCAUCCUGCAGAGCCUGGGCCGAGGCAGUUUUGGUUCAGUUUAUCUGGUUCAGGACACCAAAGCUACAGAUGGAGAACCGCUCGUGCAGGGGGAGCUUCAAGGCAGAAAAAACAACAGUCGCACUGAGCCAGCAGUACACAGAUCCAUCUCACAAGGUGUUGAAACAGAUUCCUCUGGGCGACCUUCGACCUGACGAGACGGUCCGAGCAACGCAGGAAGCCCAGCUGCUGUCUCAGCUGCACCAUCCGGCCAUCCUCACCUUCUACCACAGCUUCCUGGAAAGAGACUCCUUCUGCAUUAUCACUGAGUUCUGCCAGGAUCGGGAUCUGGACUGUAAGCUUGAGGAGGUGAGACGAGCCGGGCGGAGCCUCCCAGAGAUCCAGGUCAUCGAUUGGCUCAUCCAGCUGCUGCUCGGCCUUCACUACAUGCAUGAAAGGCGAAUCCUCCACCGAGAUCUGAAGGCCAAGAACAUCUUCCUGAAACAAAACCUUGUUAAAAUCGGUGAUUUUGGCGUUUCCUGUCUACUGAUGGGAUCAUGUGACCUGGCCACCACCUUCACAGGGACCCCAUACUACAUGAGCCCAGAGGUGCUGAACCACCAGGGAUACGACUCCAAGUCUGACAUCUGGGCUCUGGGCUGCCUCCUCCAUGAGAUGUGCUCCCUGACUCACGCCUUCCAGGGUCCAAACUUCCUGUCUGUGGUGAUGAAGAUCGUGGAGGGAGAAACCCCGACGCUGCCCUCCAGCUACUCUGAGGACCUGAACUCUGUCAUGCAGAGGAUGCUGCAGAAACAACCAGCAUCCAGACCGUCAGGUGCAGAACUUCUCAAGACCACAUUCAUGGAGGAAAACAUGAAGAAAAUGAAGGACAGGUUUGUGUUUGUGUCAUCAGGAGGAGACGAAGAUGCUCGAGUCAUCGCCAAGAACAUGCAGACAAAGGUUCACCUGCAGACGCUGAUGGAGAGGUCAGAGGUCGACAAGAUGACGCCCAGAGAGAGAAUGAGGCUCCGGAAGCUGGAGGCUGCUGACGAGAAGGCAAAGAGACUCAGGAAGCUGGCUGAGGAGAAAUACGAGGAGAUCCACAGCCGCCGGAGAGAACUGAGGAGCCGCCAUUUUGAAAAAGUCAGCCUGGAUGUUCUGAAUCAACAGGAGAGCCGAGAGGACGGAGCCUGUCAGCCAAUCAGCAUCCAGGACCACCGGUCACCAGGAGGGUCGCAGCCAAUCCUGAAGCAGCAUGAAGGCGAGAUGUCUGAGCUGCACGAUAUCCCCGAGGACCCUCAGGCUGCAGAAGCUUAUUACAACCAGGACGGAUUUGAUUCCUAUUCAGAGGACGAAGAGACAACAACACCUGCGGAGACGCUUUACCUGUCUGACCCACAGGUCAGUGACUUGGAGGCCAUGAUGAAGCACAUGCAGAAAGUUCUGGAAGAGGAGCUGAGUGGAGACCCAGCAGAGCCGGAGGACAUUCAGAGCCCUCCGGGGCCCCCGAUGAUCAACAGCAGCCUGCUGGAGACCAGGAUCCAACACCUGAGAGAGGAUGUAAACAGUACGGAAGCAGGUGGAGCCAGUGCAGCAGAGUAUGUAUGUGCAGUACCAGUAAGUAAAGUAUGGCAGCAGUAUAAUAUAGUUAUAAAAUUGUUGAUGCAGCAUAAGAGGGGCUUCAUUUCUUCUAUUCUGACAAUACAGCUGACUUUGCCUCUGUCUUUGCACAACAUUUCUCUUCUGCUGAGUUUCUUCUUUUGGUUUGAGAGGAAUCAGCUCAGACUCGAGCUCUGUCUCUCUGUGAGCAACUGUGAAAGUUUAAUUUAAAAUAAUCCAAUUAUUCCAGACAAACACGUUGCCUGAAGCUGCAGCGUGUCGCCCCGCGUGGAUCAGACUGUGAUAUGAACCAGAUUCAGUUUGUUUGUGCAGAUUAAAAUGAAAGAAAGCAGAGAAAACAAACACACGCUGAGAACAGAGACAUUAAUACAACACAAAGAUCUUUUAAUAACAUCUCCACCGCAAAGAACAAACACCACGACAAACAUUUAGACAAAUUGGAAUCAAGUGUAAAACACACAAAACACAGUACAGGUGUGAACAGAAGAAACUCACUCUCCUCUCCUUUCAUGAGCUCUCACCUGUAACAGGUGUGGGAAGAUUUAUUAUUAUUGAUUUAUCUAAUGAAUGAACACAGGUGUAAAAGUAGUGUGUGGAUAAAAUCAGAACCAGACUGAGUGAAUGAAUGAUGUCAUACAAGAAGCAUGAAGAGCUGAAAACACGAUGAGGAGGCUGUAACCUCCCUCACAUUAAUACAUGAAACUAAACACACCAUCUAGGUUUUUGGCCGUCUUCAUCUCGGUUUUUGGUCGUUGCCAUCUUGGUGUUUUGUAACCAGAAGUGACACGAGAGGGUGGAGCUAAGUACAACCGAACGCUGAAUAAGGUCAUUUGACUAGUACAAAAGAAAAUUGCGAUUGUUGUUAAAGUGACAAAACACGUCAGUGGGGCCGUAAAGUGUGGUCGCAGCUCGCCGUGGUGUUUUCAGCUGAUAAAUUGAUGCAGCUCUUUAGAAUUCAGUGAUUAGUGCUGAGAGAUUAUUUAGACCUGCUUCUCUGCUCUCAUUGGCUGGCGGUGGAAGGUGGGGUCAUCUGAUUGGUGGCAGGUGGCUGGGGUUGAUGAAACUGAGAACCUGCGCUCCCCACUUCGAUUAGGGUCAGCUCGUCGCCAUGGCAACAACAUCAGCCACACACACACACACACACACACACACACAGCUGCUCAGUGUGGGAAUUAA